This is a messenger RNA of Penicillium verrucosum, 1185 nucleotides long. RefSeq names its product S-adenosylmethionine-dependent methyltransferase. Bases 1 to 1185 code for a protein of 394 amino acids. Lineage: Eukaryota; Fungi; Ascomycota; Eurotiomycetes; Eurotiales; Aspergillaceae. The transcript has 3 exons. The record is from RefSeq and is a predicted model, not a curated record.
AUGGAUAUCAAACUCAUGGACCAAAUCAUUCACUUACUCGCCAACGGCGAAGAGGUUAUCGACGUGGAUGAGGAAUCAUUUCUCCUCUUCGCACAAGACAUCCCAAGCAAUAACCUAGGGAUGCUCAAUCCCCGUGCACCAUCAGUAGAGAUCUCUAUCAAUGGCAAUGAAUACACAAUUCACCAAUCACCAUCAUUACUCUCUUCCCAUCGGGCAGGAGGUACUACAGGGGCCGGUAAGUACGGACUCCGGUACGGAGUACACAGCUCGCAUGAUCUACACCAGUUCCUUUGUGAUUUGUCCCCGGAAUCCCCAGAGACCAUCAAACCCAAGCACGGACUUCUCCGCAAGUCUUUUACCCGAGUCCGAAGUGCCCAGACCAGGCCCCCGAGGGUCAAGGCGUCGAAUUCUCAAGUCGUUCUAUCCCGCUUCCUAUGGAAAAUUACCCCCCGAUUCGCGGAAUGGAUAACCAAUUCCUCAAACCCGCUCUGGACAACAUCCCUCCUGAGCCAGAUCUCAACAGUGGCCGAACUCGGGACCGGGAUCUCAGCGCUAGUCGCCCUCGUCCUGGCCCCCUCCGUACGCCACUACAUUGCCACAGACCAGGAAUACGUGCGCAAAUUGUUUCGGACGAACCUUGACGCCAAUGCGUCCGUCGGUGUCCCUUCUAGCAACAGCAAAGCAAAAGGCAAGAACAAGGGAUCCAAAUCAUCCAAAUCCAAAUCAAACUCAACCUCGACCGUCAAACCUGCUGAUAAUAUCUCCUUCACAACGCUGGACUGGGAGACGGACCAGGCUGCCUCACUGAAGGAAUGUAUGAAUUCCAACGAGGCCCAUGGCCAGGAUGAAGAGGAACAAGGGGAGGAAGAUAAAGGCUUCGACCUCCUCCUUUCCUGUGACUGCAUAUACAACGAAGCACUCGUUGCACCGUUCGUGCGCACCUGCGCCGAGAUCUGUCGACUCCGUCCGGCAUAUGUGGCUGGUUCUGGAGAACCGCGCCCGCGCCGUAAACCCACGGUUUGCAUUAUCGCGCAGCAGCAGAGGUCGCCAGAUGUGUUUGAGACUUGGCUUCGGGAGACAAUGCGGGAGUUUCGGGUUUGGAGGUUGAGUGAUGAUGUACUCGGGGAGGGAUUAAAGAGUGGCUCUGGAUAUUUGGUACAUUUGUUAUUGGUCAGAGAUAAAUAG